CCACUUCCAAGUGUUUAAUUUUUUCUUCAUGUGAAACCACAUGAGACGGGUCCAACAAUUGUGGUUAUUCCAAUAAUUAAUCAUCCGAAUGAAAUAACAAAUGGUAGUGAAACGUUGAGAGUCUCUCCGAGCUCAUAUUUCUCCAGUAAAUAUCAUGGCGAAGUUGUUCCGCGCUUGUUCUGGCUUCAACGUCUUCACAAAUUUUCUAAAACCCAGAGUUGAAGUGUUGACAGUGCCCAACAGGGGAGGGAAAAGAAUCAAUCCACCCCCUAAAAAACGGCACCCCUUGUGGUUUUUGAAGCAGGAACGUGCGCUAAAUAAAGACGACAUAACAACGGAAAAUGCAGCGUUCGUUCAGGAAGUAAUACAGUCGAAAUAUGGAACCCCAGACCCCCAAACUGGCUCCUACUCCCCCUUGAAGGUCCCCCCAAUCGAACCGACAGCCCAAUGGACCCCAGACUCCCGUCGUACAGGAGUGAUUGCCAGGAAGAUAGGCAUCUAUCCCAUGUGGAUGAAGAACGGUAAAAAAGUCCUGGCAACUCUGCUGCACGUGUGUGACAAUCACGUGAUAAAAUAUAUUCCCCCUGAGGACUGGACACCGUUGAUUCAGCCGUCGAGAAAGACCGUCAUCCCCAGGAGAAAGCAGGGCUGCCUGCUUGUUGGCGCUGACAGUGUUGAUCCUCAAAAAUUCACAAAACAGUAUUGUGGACUCUUCACCGAAGCUGGAGUCAUGCCGAAGAGGCUUCUCUGUCGUUUUAUGGUGACACCAAAUGCUGUAUUGCAGCCAGGAACACCCCUCAUGGCUUCACACUACAGAGCUGGUGAUAUUGUGGAUAUCAGGGCUAAAACAAUGGACAGAGGUUUCCAGGGGGUGAUGAAGCGCUGGGGCUUCCAUGGUAUGCCAGCGACCCACGGAGUCACGAAAACCCACAGAAGACCGGGAAAUAUCGGCUCUGGUGGUACAAAGGCUAGGGUGAUGCCGGGAACUAAACUCCCUGGACACAUGGGAAAUCGAUACAGAAUGUUCCGCGGUGUCAAGGUUCUCCGUGUAGAUCACAAGCACAACGUCCUCUGGGUCUUGGGGCAGAGUCUGCCCGGUGAGACGAAUAGUCUCCUCCAAAUUUACGACAGUCUCCUGUUCCAUAGAAGGAUAAAGGAUGUCGAGAAGGCUCCACCCUUCCCGACUUACGUCCCUGGGAAAGAGCCACUACCAGAGGUGCAAUGGGAGGAAUCGAUGCACCAGUUCGACGCCCCAACGAUAGAAUUCGAAGAUCCAGAUAAAAAAUAAUGUUCCAAACCCAAUGAAAUAAGUGUAAAAAUGAUAAAAUAAACAUCGUCAUUGUUUAAA
Diachasmimorpha longicaudata is the source of this 1348-nucleotide messenger RNA. It is a transcript of the gene mRpL3, whose product is annotated as large ribosomal subunit protein uL3m. Gene Ontology annotation, cellular component: ribosome; mitochondrial large ribosomal subunit. Gene Ontology annotation, molecular function: structural constituent of ribosome. The coding region runs from base 155 to 1288 and encodes 377 amino acids. Gene Ontology annotation, biological process: translation. Lineage: Eukaryota; Metazoa; Arthropoda; Insecta; Hymenoptera; Braconidae. The record is from RefSeq and is a predicted model, not a curated record. The transcript has 5 exons.